AUGGCAAGCAGUCAAACAAACAACGAACGCUGGUUAGAAAUGGAUGUCACUUUGUUCAAACAGUCAGAUGUCGAGAAAAAAAGCCGUAGUUCACUAUCCGGCACAGAAGUACAUAUGAUUCGCACGAUGAUCAAAGUUGAUACAGGGUGUUGUGAGUUAGCUCUCACAGCAUCUUUAGUUGAACAGCUUGAUUUGGAAUAUUUCGAUACCGUGUCGGUGUCCUCUAGUACAGAUAACAAUGUUCUUAUAAAACGAUACGGGCCAGUGCUUAUUCUUUGGGAAAGAAUCAUCGCCCCUGCUUACGCUUAUUGUAUGCCAUGUUUGAAUGCGCCACUAUUAGGUCUAAAACCACUGCCCAGGUCGAUCAUUCCGGCGACUGGAUCCGUUGACAUCUGA
Adineta ricciae is the source of this 396-nucleotide messenger RNA. Lineage: Eukaryota; Metazoa; Rotifera; Eurotatoria; Adinetida; Adinetidae. The record is from the annotation of a GenBank genome assembly.